CUGAACGACCACGAGCAAACAAAGCAGGUGAAGAAGACAGACAAGCUCAGAGAAUCGAUCGAUUUCUGAUCUGAAGACAACACAAAGGGGAACACACACAUAUUAUCGGUACAAUCUCAGGGACUUCGUUGAAACAUCACAACAUCGCUGAUAGUCGGCAAAAAAAUGCAAACCUCGGCGAAUUCUUUAGAAGAUGCAAUCGCCUCCCUUUACCCGGAGGAUGUUGCUGCCAACAGCAAGAAGGACUACGUUCAAGACCACCUUCUUCAUCAGGAGAAUCAUCUUAUGCAUUCAUCUUUUCCGAGUUUCAAUGUCGUCAUGACAUCAACGUCUGCCCUCUUCGAGCCUCCAGUCACUCACAAUCAUCACCACCACCAUCAAACUUUCACUCAAGACGAGAAUCAAUGUGCUGUGAAGCAAAACUAUGACAACUUGUGUAACCCAGUCGUCCUGGGUCAUGUGGUGGAUGAAUUCAGCUCGAUGGUAAUGCCGGGCCCUCAGCAACAAGGUUACAACUUCUACAACGCCGGCGGAUCUCACUAUGGAACGCAUCAGGCCCAGGAGACGUCGCAACGAUCGGAUUGGUUCGCUCAUUCUUCCGUUUCUUUCAACCACCUCCCUGCUUCCACGUUACACCAGGGAUUCAUGCCGCAGCCGUACAUGCCGCCGAUGGGAUUUAGCCAGCACAGCAGCAUUGCUGACACGUCCUCAAGUUACAAUCAGAGCCAGUGGACGGACGAGGAGCACAACAAGUUCCUUGUUGCCCUAGAGAAGUUCUGUCCGGAAGCGUGCCGUGCAAGGGAGAAAGGGAAGGUGUUUGUUGGGCUGGGAGCUGGAGUAGCGAAGAAGAUUUCUCAGGCGGUUGGGACCAGGUCGGUUCUACAAGUCCGCUCUCAUGCGCAGAAGCACUUCCUUCGAGAAAGCAAGAAGGUCAAGGCAGAAACCCCGUAGCUAGGUUGUCUUCCGAGCCUUCCGAGUCCCGGGUGAUGAUCCGAGGCUUAAUCGGUGGCCGCUCAGCUGAUGAAUAAAGUUUUAUUAAUAGUU
Messenger RNA from Guillardia theta CCMP2712, 1044 nucleotides. RefSeq lists its product as hypothetical. The transcript has a single exon. Lineage: Eukaryota; Cryptophyceae; Pyrenomonadales; Geminigeraceae. The coding region runs from base 166 to 951 and encodes 261 amino acids. The record is from RefSeq and is a predicted model, not a curated record.